Molecule: messenger RNA, 1587 nt
Organism: Penicillium atrosanguineum
Lineage: Eukaryota; Fungi; Ascomycota; Eurotiomycetes; Eurotiales; Aspergillaceae
Product: MFS transporter
Exons: 2
Coding region: 1-1587 (528 amino acids)
Biological process (GO): transmembrane transport
Molecular function (GO): transmembrane transporter activity
Source: RefSeq, a predicted model, not a curated record
AUGGCAUCCCCCACGGCAGAAAUGCAGACCGGUGAGAUGCAUGAUGUGGAAAAGAUCACGGACUCAUUCCGUGAAUCUUCGAGCUUGGCGUUAUCCGAAGAUCAGGCCCUUGUGAAAGCUAGAAGCAGCCCAAAUGAUGCACUUCCAAUCGUCAUUACCUACGGACUCAACGAUAGCGACAAUCCACGGAACUGGCCAAAGUGGAAAAAAUGGUAUAUCACCAUUCUCGUGAGCCUGCUUAAUGUUUUCACAACCUGGUGUGCCGGAGGCGUAUCCUCUGGGGCGACAGGAAUCCAGGAAGAGUUUGGAGUUUCCGCUGAGGUCACCACACUGUGCUUGUCGCUCUAUGUCCUAGGUUACGCCAUCGGCCCAGUCCUCCUCGCACCGCUAUCAGAAUACUUUGGGCGUCAGCCGGUAUACGUGGUGUCGUGGUUCAUUCUGUUCAUCUUCCAACUCCCUCUUGCACUUGCACCCAACAUUGGUACCGUUUUAGUCUGCAGAUUCAUCGCGGGAUGUGCUGGAGGUGCUCCGUUGACCAACACUGGAGGUAGCAUCAGCGAUCUUUGGGAAAGAAAUGACAGUGGAGGCCCUAUGGCUGUUUAUGGUCUGAGUAGUACCUUUGGACCUCCCAUGGCUCUAGUUAUCACAGGGUAUAUUGGCCUGAACUGUGGGUGGCGAAUGAUCUUCUGGGUUCUUAUGGCUAUCACUGGUGGCGUGUGGAUCAUUCUAGUCGCUACAAUUCCCGAAACUCGCCAUACAACUGUUUUGCAGAAGAAAGCUAAACGCGCGCGCAAGCUGAUGGCAAAGGAGAAUUUGCGAUCGGCGGAAUCCACCGUCGACUUCCACGCCAGUGAUCGAAAAGGCCUGCAUGAAUUGUUCGCUAUAACCCUCACACGUCCUUUCCGAUUCUUAUUCUCGGAGCCCAUCACCCUUUUCUCUGCGAUAUACAAUGGUUUCAUCUACGGCCUUGUUUAUCUGUUCAAUGAGGCAAUUCCUUUGGUCUUUGGCGCGCCGAAGGGGCAUCCCUGGAACGUUGGUCAGCAAGGCCUUGCAUUCCUCGGCAUGGCGAUCGGACCAAUCAUUGCCUUCUGCCUGUAUCCACUUCAAGAACGGUACUAUCUUCGGCGGGUCGCUGAGAAUGGUGGCAAGGGCGUGCCCGAAGCACGUAUGUGGAUGGCACGAGGCGGUGCACUCCUCCUCCCUAUAAGUCUUUUCUGGUUUGGAUGGACCAGUUACCGAUCCGUUCACUGGAUUGUUCCCAUUAUUGCAUCAUCUUUCUUCGGUGCCGGCAUUUAUAUCGUGAUCCUGAGUAUUCUCAAUUACGUCGUCGACAGUUAUCAAACCUACUCAGCGUCAGCACUUGCCGGCGUGAUUUUGGUUCGCAAUGUGGUUGGCGCGGGUUUCCCUCUCUUCGCGACUCAGAUGUACGAGAAGCUAGAUUAUGAAUGGGCGUCUAGUCUACUGGGAUUUAUUUCCAUUCUACUGGUACCCAUCCCGUUCAUCUUUUUCUACAAGGGUGAGGCCAUUCGCCUUCGGAGCCCCUGGGCUAGGGAACACUUCGAACAAAAUGACGACAAUCCCCAUUAA